This is a messenger RNA of Plasmodium falciparum 3D7, 2223 nucleotides long. RefSeq lists its product as uncharacterized. NCBI's taxonomy places the organism in Eukaryota, Apicomplexa, Aconoidasida, Haemosporida, Plasmodiidae. The record is from RefSeq and is a predicted model, not a curated record.
AUGAAAAUCAAAGAGUUAUUAUAUAAUGAAUUAAUAAUAAUAAAGAUAACGGAAUUUUUAACCAUACUAGAAAUACAAAAUAUGAUUAUAUCCUUAAGAAUUAAUGUAAAGAGAAAUAUAUAUUUUAUGAGAGAAUGUUUAUCUUUAAUGAAUCUAGAUACAGAUGGAUAUAAUCAUAAUGUAAGUAAUAAAAAUACUCCAAAUAAAAAUAAAAAUAAAAAUACAUCGACCACAGAACCUUUAUUAUUAUCAUCGAGUGUUAAUCUUACUACAGAUAUUGAUGAUUAUGUACAUAAUGCAACUUCAUAUGUAGGUGAUCAACACUUUUUACAGCAAGAAGGUUUAAAUUUAAUUACGUAUGAUGAUGAGUAUGAUGAGUAUAUAUUUAACGAUUAUAAUGAAGGAGGAAAUAAUGUUGAUAAUGUGAAUAAUUUUGAUAAUGUGAAUAAUAUUGAUAAUGUGAAUAAUUUUGAUAAUGACAAUAAUAUGUAUAAUUAUAGUAACCAUGAUAUAUAUAAUAAUACUAGUUAUUAUAAUACACGGGCAGAUGAAAACUUUGACGAGAAUUUUAUGUAUAACACAAAAUAUUCUCAUUAUGAAGAUACAUUAAAUGAUAUGACACAUUUAAUGUCAACAUAUACAGAUAAUAAUAUAAACUAUUAUGAAACAAAUAAAACUAACUUUGGUGCUCUAUACGAAAUUAAAAAAUAUUUGAACUUCUUUGAACAAGAAAAAGAAGGACAUGUACAAAAAUGUUUUAAUAAUGUAUGGAUAUAUAUACAUUUGAAAAAUGAACUUAUAGAUAUAAAAAAAAAUUUAGAAACUUAUUUUAUGAGAAUUAAAAUGAACACCCAAGUUAAUAGAAAUAAAAGAAUACGUAUAGAUAUAUUUCAAUUAUUUAAAUAUAAUCAUACUUAUUACUCUUUUUAUGAUAUGCCAUGGGUCUCUAUUUAUUAUGAUUUUUUCUUAAAUUCCAUAUGUACACUUUGUAAUAUAAAAUUAGAUCAUAGAUCCAUCUGUCUUUUUUCAGAAAAAUUUAACCUAAUUCAAACAAAUGACAAGUUGCUAAAGUAUAUUAAUAGUAUGUCCGAUGAUAUAGUAAGUAAUAGGAAAAAUGAGAAAAAACGAGAUCAUCAAAAGGUUGAUAUGCUAUUUGGGGAGGAUGUUGAAAGGGAAAAAACAAAAAAAAAAACAGACAUGAUAAAUAAUGAUAAUAAAAAUGAUAGUAAUAAUUAUGAUAAUAAUAAUGAUAGUAAUAAUUAUGAUAAUAAUAAUGAUAGUAAUAAUUAUGAUAAUAAAAAUGAUAGUAAUAAUUAUGAUAAUAAUAAUGAUAGUAAUAAUUAUGAUAAUAAAAAUGAUAGUAAUAAUUAUGAUAAUAAAAAUGAUAGUAAUAAUUAUGAUAAUAUGUAUAACCUUCAUGAUGAUUAUAAUCAACAUCAAGAAACCCUUGCAGAAAUUAAACUGAAUAAAGAUAUAUUUAGUUGUAAAAAUAAAAUUAAUACAUAUGAUGAAGAAUUUAUUUUUAUAAGAAAGACUCAUAUUUUUUGUGAAGAAUGUACAAAAAUUAUUGAUUAUAAAAUGAACAUAAAUUCUUUACUAGAAUCAAUUAAGAAAGAUUAUGAACUUUUAAAAAAAAUUCGAAUAAUUUAUAAGAUGAUUGAUAUCCCCUCUGAUUUAUUUUGCUUUUGUAAUUAUUUCUUUUUUAAAGAAAAAUAUAUUACAUUCUUUAAAAAUGUUAGUAAUGAUUUACAAAAUCUAAGGAAAGCUUUAAAAAAGAAAUUAACAAAUAAUUUUAUACUCAAUUUCAGUAUUAAUUUUUAUAAAUUUGUUAUUAGUUCUUUAAUAUUAUGUGAUGAAAAAAAAUUAUUCAGUCAAGAAAAUAUUUUCUUAUUUGGAUUUUAUAUUAAAUAUAGAAAUAUUCUUAAAUUAUUUAGUAGUCCUAGAUGUACACAUAUCUAUUUCUCUUUUAAUAUUAUCUAUCAAAAAAUUGUAAAAUUUCAAAGCUUUUUUAAACAUAAACAUUUUUCAAAAUUAUCCAAAGUUUUACAUUUUGAUGUUAUUACAAUUCUUGAAAAAUUAAAACAUUCAAAAACCAAAAUGUUAUAUAAAAAUAUUGCAGUAUAUUUAUAUCAACAUUUAAACGAUAAAAUACUUAGAAAGUAUAAUUAUGACGAAGCCUAUGCCUAUUUUUUUCAGUGUCUUCAACGGUAUCACUUUUCAUAA